Molecule: messenger RNA, 2681 nt
Organism: Nilaparvata lugens (brown planthopper)
Lineage: Eukaryota; Metazoa; Arthropoda; Insecta; Hemiptera; Delphacidae
Gene: Cul3
Product: cullin-3
Exons: 14
Coding region: 340-2634 (764 amino acids)
Biological process (GO): protein ubiquitination; ubiquitin-dependent protein catabolic process
Cellular component (GO): Cul3-RING ubiquitin ligase complex
Molecular function (GO): ubiquitin protein ligase binding
Source: RefSeq, a predicted model, not a curated record
ACAUUUUGUUAGCAUGGCAGAUUGGUUGUGAAUUGUGAAUAGAGAGGAAUAAAUCUUCAUGACUGAUGUUCAUGGCUCUUUAUUUAGCUCAUCAUGUUGUAUGUUGAUUCGGAUUUCUUGAAUCUUUUAAAGUAAUCUUAGUUGAAGCAUGUUGUUUAGAACCUGUAUACUUACAUUAUACAUCUCUUUUUAGGUACUGUGUUUAAACAUGACUAUUAUUAGUGUGGUGAAGACUCUAAAUUAAUGAAUGGGUGUUAUCAGCUGAAUAGGCCUAGCUGAAGGUAGAUGAGUGAAAGCUACUAUUUCAUUACCGUACCUUAAAAAAUAGAAGAAUUAAAGAUGAUGAAAAGUUCGAAAAAGGAUGGCAAGAUGCGGAUUCGAGCAUUUCCGAUGUCAAUGGAUGAGAAGUUUGUUGACAGCAUCUGGGCCCUCCUUAAAAGUGCAAUUCAAGAGAUUCAGAAAAAAAAUAAUUCAGGACUCAGUUUUGAAGAACUUUAUCGUAAUGCAUAUACUAUGGUAUUGCAUAAGCAUGGAGAACGUCUUUAUACAGGUUUAAAAGAAGUAGUAACGCAACAUUUAGAAUCAAAGGUUAGGGAAGAUGUUUUACGCGCUCUUCAUAACAAUUUCCUACAAACCCUGAAUCAAGCCUGGAAUGACCACCAGACGUCCAUGGUGAUGAUCCGUGAUAUUCUCAUGUACAUGGACAGAGUGUAUGUUCAGCAAAACGAUGUCGAUAACGUUUAUAAUUUGGGACUGAUCAUUUUUAGGGACCAGGUAGUCAGAUAUGGCUGCAUACGAGAUCAUUUGAGAGAAACGUUGUUGAAUCUUGUUAUGAGAGAAAGAAGAGGAGAAGUGGUUGACCGCAUCGCUAUCAAGAACGCCUCCCAGAUGUUGAUGGUUCUUGGCAUCAACAGCCGAUCGGUCUACGAAGAAGACUUCGAGCGUCCCUUUUUGCACCAAUCCGCUGAGUUCUAUCGGAUGGAAAGUCAAAAGUUCCUUGGUGAAAAUAGUGCUUCUGUUUAUAUUAAAAAAGUUGAAGCACGCAUCAAUGAAGAAGCUGAACGAGCAAAGCACUAUUUGGAUGAGUCAACCGAAUCUCGCAUCGUGGAAGUUGUCGAAGAAGAACUCAUCAAGAAGCAUAUGAAAACAAUUGUUGAGAUGGAGAACUCAGGCGUUGUCCAUAUGCUCAAAAAUCAGAAAACAGAUGACUUGGCGUGUAUGUAUAAAUUAUUCUCGCGUGUACACGAUGGCCUCAAAACCAUGUCCGAUUGUGUUUCACAAUAUCUCCGAGAACAAGGAAAAGCGCUCGUCCAGGAAGAAGAAGGUGGCACAAAUGCCAUUAAUUUUGUGCAGAACCUGCUGGAUCUUAAAGAUCGACUCGAUCAUUUCCUACACAAUUCGUUCGCAAACGAUAAGAUUUUUAAACAGAUGAUCGCAUCCGACUUUGAGUAUUUCCUGAACCUGAAUCCUAAAUCACCGGAAUAUCUCUCAUUGUUCAUUGAUGAUAAAUUGAAGAAGGGGGUGAAAGGGAUGACAGAACAAGAAAUAGAAACAGUUCUAGAUAAAACGAUGGUUCUAUUCAGAUUCCUACAAGAGAAGGAUGUAUUUGAACGCUAUUACAAGCAGCAUUUGGCGAAGCGGCUCUUGCUGAAUAAGUCAGUCAGCGACGACAAUGAAAAGAAUAUGAUCUCAAAAUUGAAGACCGAAUGUGGCUGUCAGUUCACAUCGAAACUUGAGGGCAUGUUUAAAGAUAUGACUGUAUCCAACACGAUUAUGGAAGAAUUUAAAGAACAUGUUUUAUCGUCCGGAGCGAAUUUACACGGCGUAGAUCUCAGCGUGAGAGUACUGACGACAGGGUUUUGGCCAACUCAAAGUUCAACACCGAAAUGCAGCAUUCCAUCCGCCCCUCGCAAUGCAUUCGAGGCCUUCAGAAGAUUCUAUUUAGGAAAGCACAGCGGCAGACAGCUGACCCUUCAGCCCCAACUGGGCUCCUCGGACCUGAACGCGGUGUUCUGGGGGGGAGUGCGCCGUGAGGAGGGGGAGGGCCGCGACACACCCACCUCCACCUCCAUGAUGCCCCCUCCUCCUGCGCGCCCCUCAAACACCUCGCCCCGAAAGCACAUCAUUCAGGUCUCCACCUAUCAGAUGUGUGUGCUCAUGCUCUUCAACAAUAGGGAUAAACUCACUUAUGAGGAAUUAACAAAUGAGACUGACAUUCCCGAAAGAGAUUUGAUCAGAGCAUUACAGUCUCUUGCUAUGGGCAAAGCCACACAGAGAAUCCUGAUUAAAAACCCAAAAACAAAAGAGAUCGAACCAAGUCAUGUUUUUUACGUCAACGACUCGUUUGCUUCAAAGUUACAUAGGGUGAAAAUUCAAACAGUAGCAGCGAAAGGUGAAUCAGAACCAGAGAGACGCGAAACACGAAACAAAGUCGAUGAAGAUCGAAAGCAUGAAAUUGAAGCUGCAAUAGUCCGAAUCAUGAAAGCGAGAAAGAAAAUGACUCACAAUGUCCUCGUAGCAGAAGUGACAGAGCAACUAAAGAGUCGAUUCCUUCCUUCACCCGUCAUAAUCAAGAAGCGAAUAGAAAGCCUUAUUGAGCGAGAGUAUCUGGCCCGAACUCCAGAAGAUAGGUAAAUUAAAUGUUAUACAGGGUGACACACGGGAGACGGACGGAUUUUAAU